GUGAGGAAAAAUACUUCUCCCUGAAACAAGUGAACUACAGUAAGUUUAAAAAGUACCGGGUGACAAAAUACUUUUGAAGUAACGCGCCCCAACACUAAGAAGGAGAGAGGAGGGACCCAUGCGCACUUUGCGCAUCUGAAGUCCCCCUCUCCUCUCCGCCUCCACCUGAGGCGGGCAAUUAGAGCAGCCGGUCACCAAGAAAAAAUAGGUCUUUGCGAUUGGCCGGGACAGAUGAAUUAGUUGGCAUUCAGUGUCUGCAUGGAGGGUAAGUUCAGCACGCAGAGGGGGACAAAGUGUUGGGAUGUAUACGGAGGAGUCACGACGCACGACGCAAACGCGGUUCGUCAUGACCUGAAGUGAAUCACGAUGGGAUUUCUUUAGUGACGUGAAAAUUUAGGUUGGAUGCAAUUAGACAUGGCUUACGUGCUGCAUAUUUACCAGCAGCUGUAGUUUUUAUAGCUUCCUUUUAAAAAAACCCCCACCGUCUUUCAUCACCUUGUUUUUUGAGCUUCUUGUUUAUUUAGUUUUGAAAGGUGUUGGCAUUUCACUGUAGAUUUUUCUGCGCUCUGAACUUGCAAUCUAUUCUUUUUUCAUGAAGUGCGGAGAGUGGCUGCGCUUUGCGUAGAAGCGCCAGUGAAGUCAAGUGUUUUGCGGAUUUCUCCUGGAAGACGCUGCUUCGUGCUCCGUGCACCUGUGGACGCCUUUUUUGUAAUCAUUUUUUUUCCUUCCCCGCGUACACGAGCCAUUUUUUUUUUUUUUUUACUUUUUAGGGGCUUUCCAGCAGCAGCAUAAAGACGCGUCUGUCGGAUGCACGGCUGGAUUUCCAGAGGUCUGCUCAGAUUCAGCACCACAUCAGCUUUGAACAGCUCCCCGUCGACGCGUGUGGAUGGGCUCUGUCGGUCUCCGUGUCUCCUGCAGCUCCUAACUACCGGCAACAAUGGCAUCACACGGUUUUUGGUCUCUCGGCGGAGAUAAUGCGGGGGCCAAUACCGGGAGUCAGAGCCCCAGUACGCCCAGGGCUUGGUGCCAAGCGGCGGCCCAGAAAUUAUCCGGAGGAAUUGGAUCGAAAUUAUGUGCGCUGCUCAAUGUCGGGGAAGUGGAGAAACCCGCCGAGCCCGGCGCCAAGCAGCCGCCACAGCAGACGGCAACUGCCGGCAACUGCGGCUGCAACAAAUCCUGCAACUGCACCAAAGCUGCCGUAGCCUUCUCCGACCUCUAUUCAACAGACCUGUUACCUGCCAUGGACGGUGACACCAAGACAAUGACCUUCCUGCAGGAAGUUGUGGAUAUUUUAAUGGCCUACAUCGUGGAGUCUUUCGACCGGGAAACGAAAGUGAUUGAUUUUCACUACCCCAACGAGCUGCUGCAGAUGAACAACUGGGAGCUGCAGGACGAGCCCGCGACUCUGGAUGAUAUCUUGAUCAGUUGUCGCGCUACUCUGAAAUACGCCAUCAAGACAGCCCACCCCAGGUACUUCAAUCAGCUCUCCACAGGAUUAGACAUGGUUGGACUGGCAGCCGAUUGGCUGACAUCCACUGCUAACACCAAUAUGUUCACCUAUGAGGUGGCUCCUGUCUUCGUGCUGCUGGAAUACGUCACUCUGAAGAAAAUGAGGGAAAUCAUUGGCUGGCCAGAUGGGCGAGGAGAUGGCAUUUUCUCUCCUGGUGGUGCUAUUUCUAAUAUGUAUGCCAUGCUGCUGGCCCGUUUCAAGAUGUUCCCUGAAGUGAAGGAGAAAGGAAUGUCAUCCGUUCCCAGACUGGUGGCCUUCACAUCCGAACAUAGCCAUUUUUCAAUCAAAAAAGGUGCAGCAGCUCUUGGCAUCGGGACUGAAAGUGUGAUCUGCAUCAAAGCGGAUGAAAGCGGUAAACUGGUCCCCGCUGACCUUGAGAGGAGAAUACUGGAGGCGAAACAGAAGGGGUUUGUACCUUUCUUUGUGAGUGCGACUGCUGGAACAACAGUAUACGGAGCCUUUGACCCUCUCAUCGCUAUUUCUGACAUCUGCAAAAAGUACAACAUCUGGAUGCAUGUGGAUGGUGCAUGGGGAGGAAGUCUCCUUAUGUCCAGGAGGCACAGAUGGAAGCUGGAUGGAGUUGAGAGAGCCAAUUCAGUUACAUGGAACCCGCACAAAAUGAUGUCAGUCCCUCUGCAGUGUUCUGCCCUGCUGGUCAGAGAGGAGGGUUUGAUGCAGAACUGCAACCAGAUGCACGCCUGCUACUUGUUCCAGCAGGACAAACACUACGACCUCUCCUACGACACCGGAGACAAAGCGCUACAGUGCGGACGCCAUGUGGACAUCUUCAAGCUGUGGCUCAUGUGGAGAGCCAAGGGCACCAUUGGGUUCGAGGCUCAGAUUGACAAGUGUCUGGAGCUGUCGGAGUACCUCUACAACAAGAUCAAAGACAGAGAAGGAUACGAGAUGGUCUUUGAUGGAAAACCUCAGCACACCAAUGUCUGCUUCUGGUACCUCCCUCCUGGGAUCCGCUACAUGGAGGACAAAGAGGAGAGAAAGAAACACUUGCACAAGGUGGCCCCAGUGAUCAAAGCCAGGAUGAUGGAGUACGGGACGACCAUGGUCAGCUACCAACCACAAGGGGACAAGGUCAACUUUUUCCGCAUGGUGAUCUCGAAUCCCGCUGCUACGUUCGAGGACAUCGACUUUCUUAUUGAGGAGAUUGAACGACUGGGCCAAGAUCUAUAAGACUCGUCUCACCAAGUCCUCCUGUACUUUUCCCCUUGACGGAUGAAUUGUUUGUCGUGAAUGUACUGGUAAACCUUAUUUUCUUUUCUCUCUCUUUCCUCCAAAGUCACAUAUUUAAGAGUAUAUUUGAGAAAAAAGAUCUACAGAUAUAUCCAUAUAUUAUGUAUUGUAGCUUUGCUGUGGACUGACUUGGUCCAAAGCUAUGUAAAAGUGCUUCUGUCUGCUUUUCCUAUAGUGUAGUAGAUCCCAGAGUAGUGUAAGUGAUGUAACUUUAUAUGUACUUUUUGUGAUAUGAAAUGCUUGUGCAAUAGGUCGAUGAGGGAAGAGUUUAUUUUUGAAUCAUUUCUCAUUUGCCGAGUAUGUUGUUAAGUGCCAAACGUGGUUGUGUUCUAUUGUAACUUUAAAUUUUAAACUUCUGGUUUAAAACUAAAAAACAAAAGCACUUCACCUUACCUCAGCUUAAUCAACUGCCUUUACAUCUGCACAUAGUCCUUCAAGCAGUGAUUCUGGACAAAUUCUCUUGGCUGGUGAUGUAUAGCAUAUAGUAUACCAGCACAUGUUCAAAAACUAUCCCAACCAGAGUUCCUGUUUUAUGGAUUUGAAAAUAUUUACAAGAAAAGAAAGCAAGAAAAAGAUUUCUAUUGAACACAACAGCAAAGUCAAUUCAAAGCAUUUAUGAGAGCAUGUUGGUCCAUCAGACAUUACCAUGGGCUUUGACAGUUUGACAGGCUUGUUAAGUCUAUUUUGUUUGUUGUCAAAUGGACACCAUUUCCAACCUGGCUGUAUAUUUAGCUGUGCUGAGUGUGCUUUACAUGUCAUAAUGAUCCAAAAUCAAUGCUUCAGAGAUGAUGUUAAGUUAUAAUCCUCAAGAUUUUCUUCAUUUCAACCUCCAUUUGUACUACAAGUAAUGUCCAUUGCCUCUGUAAUUGCCUCUCUUAAUAUUAGUUUCAAUUGCAGGAUGGUGGAGUCCGCCUUUCCCACUCAGAAUUAAAGGUAUGUUUGCUGCCCCCAGCGGUCAAUUCAUGUAACUUCUGAACUGUUUUUAGGCUAGUGGACGUCACUUGACCUGCAGUACUGACAGUGGCCACUACUCCAAAAUGGCCUCGGAGCCUAGCUUUGUUCCUGGGGGCUUGGUAUUUUCAAAUGAGAUCUUUGACUUCUAUUAUUAAAAUGCACUUGCUGUAACCAUCAGUAACCACAGCCGUCUCCAAAUCCACCAGGACUUAAAUCUUAAGGAUUAUAACUUUACAUUUGCAAACCUCUCAUCUGUAGUACAUAAUUAAAGAGGUUUUUUGGCAGUCGUGUUUUUGGAUAAGCACUUACUAAAAGACUGAGGAUCUUGAGAAACUGGGAACGGUGUAAUAAUUGUUUUGUUUGGAUAUAGGAACUUCACCAGAUUUGCAGCUACUGUAUACCUGACAUCACUUGCACUAGAUCAUCGGUGGAGGAGAGGCGUCCCUUAGCAUUGCAACUGAGAUUUCUUCUUUAUUCAUUCACAAGCAAUAUUCGAGUAUGGGUCCAAUCUAUAUGCCCUGCAAAACAUCAAGAGAAGUGAAUUCAAGUGUUCAAUAGUUGAAGAUAAUCAAGUCUCCAGACCAAAUGCACCAUAGUUAGUGACAAAUAAGCUAAAAACAUGCUUACUGUAGGCGAGUUAGUUGAUGGAAUGUGAACCCUGAAUUAACAAGCAGAGGUUCUGUAGCAUUUUCAUUAGAACAAGUUAGAAAAGCACAAUUUGCUCAACAUGGUCGGUCAGUGUACAAUCACUUUUGAUCAUAGAUUGUAAAUAGUAUUUCAAGAUGUCCUAAGUACAUAUCUUUGUGUAUACAUAUGUGUAUAUAAGACAUAUAAUCAGAGACUAUUUGUGAGGUAAAGUUAUUCAUAUUUUCUCUAUCUCCAAUAUAGAUUACUUGUAUUUUCAUCCUGUUAGUCCAAAAGGCUUUUUUUUUUUUUUUUUUUUUUUUGCUGUGUGUAUGUACGUAUGUAUGUAUGUAUGUCACUUACUUGAUUUGGUUUGUGACUCUUCUAGCUAUUUCAAAGAAAAUGCUUUUCAGGGACUGGCUUUAAAGAAAUUGACAGAUUUCACCUUGAAAUACUUUUGAGUCUUACUCAGAGAUGAACAGCAAGACUCUGGUGUUUUGGAUUUUAAAUGAAUAUGCAAAGCCAUUUUGACUCUGAAGCUCCUGUGUUUUUGUUUUUGUUUUUUUUUGUGCACAAGUGAUACUUGACGGUAUGUGCCAACGUGUACCUUAGUGUGUUUGUAACUGUGUUGCCUUAGUAUGAAUUUGCCAGUAUUGUCUAGUUUUCCUCCAAAGAGGAGGUUGUGCACUUUAGAGUAUACACAUGACCUAAUAACGUGCAAUGUCCAAUGGUUGUUCAUAAGUUGAUGUUAAAAAAAAUUCUACUCAAAAAAUGUAACUUAAGCUCUUUGGUCUGAAUGUGUCAUGAAUCAAGGGUCUGUUAGAGUAUGAAAGCAUUUAAUUUUUGCUGUUAAUAUAAAGAUUCUUGUUUAACUGUCUGUUUAACCCAUCCCAACAGAGAGUGGCCUAAAAAUUUAUUGGUCCUAUUGCUUUUUCUUUUCCUAAAUAAAAUUGGCGUACACACUGUGACACAGACAACAUCAGAUUUAUUAACAGCGACAAAGGAAUCUCACUGUGGUAGUCUUGGAAAGCCAGGCAUUUUGUAUCUCUUGCUGCUGCUGCUAGACUUGCUUCCUUUGCACGUGCAUGCAAUGCCUUGCCUAUCCAGCUUGUUUGAUAUACAGUCUCCUAUAUCUAUUUAUAUAUACUAUAUAUACAUAUAUACAGUAUGUGUAGCACCUGUAAUUAGCUUUAGUGUCCAAUGUAUAGCUUAGCCUGUAGAUUAGUGCACUGUCGCUCUAGCCUUUACAUGUGAUCUCUGUGUCUUGGGCUUCCUGUAAAGUUUCUCCGUGCUGCAAGCAUGCUAACCUCGCCUAGCACUGUAUACCUCUCCGCGCUUGAUCUGACUAUCUCUAUCCUCUGUCUUUCUCUUCUGCUUGAAGACUGUCGCUGCUCAGAACGUAGAGUAUUAUAUCUAUAUGUGUAGUCCCUCAGCAUGUCUCUCUGAAAGCUCUUCUCUGCUCUGCACCUGUAUGACCUUUUCUCUCUUUCUCUUCCGCUUCUCGCCCUCUGGUAGCAGUGACAAUGUAUCCUUGCGCUUUCCUCUUCAACGUUUCUUGGCUACCUGCUGUCGUUCUGUUUGUGUGUCUGAGACGGUAUGUUGACUUGUGUCAUGGUGCCAUAACGUCACUGUUUUUCACUUACUUUAACCAAGGCCCUUGACUCUAUGGGAUGUAUGAGAAAGAGAAUUGGGUUUGAUUGUCCAAAAACUUGUCUAAUGCAGGUGUUGUUAGCCUUUAACACAAAAAUAAAGAAAAAAUGUACCCUGGUUUCUUGCUUACAGGAAAUAUUGUUUGUUUAUGAGAACAAUUAAAACCCCUAGUACUCAGAGUGCAGUUAAUUUUCACUGAAUAUGGUGCAAUUUUGAAUCAUAUAUUCUGCAAACUGCUGUGCUAGCUUCUCUCAAACAUUCAUUUGUCCUGAACUAUAUGUUACUCUUGGGAAAAUAGAAAUAAAUAUUGUCAAAGCGAA
Lates calcarifer (barramundi perch) is the source of this 6306-nucleotide messenger RNA. It is a transcript of the gene gad2, whose product is annotated as glutamate decarboxylase 2. The coding region runs from base 938 to 2698 and encodes 586 amino acids. Gene Ontology annotation, biological process: GABA shunt. Gene Ontology annotation, molecular function: pyridoxal phosphate binding; glutamate decarboxylase activity. Gene Ontology annotation, cellular component: cytoplasm. The record is from RefSeq and is a predicted model, not a curated record. Lineage: Eukaryota; Metazoa; Chordata; Actinopteri; Centropomidae. The transcript has 16 exons.